GUUCUCAUUAGCUCCAGACCGAAACAGCCAAGGGAGCCGCAUACCGCAAUUAAUGAAGCAUUAAGCUCGUUUUAGCUGCCUGGGAGAGGGGGACCAAAGCAGGGUUCACUCAGAGGACUAAACCUCGCUUUAAAUUAAAAAGCGCUCGUGGUUUUCACUGUUUUCGUUCAAAUAACAACCGUUAUUCACCGGUGAUUGUUUGAUAAAAACACCUUCAGGCACCUCAAGUUUACCCAGGUGAGUGCGCGUGACUAAGCUAAGGGAGACGGUCUGUUCCUUAUCAUCACUCUGUUGGGGUGGGGGAAAAAAACAAAAAAAAAUUGGUGUGGAGCUUCGGCGUGAGUCCAGUUAUAUCAGCAGCAGCCUUUAAAAAGCCUCCCAGCUCACCGGUGGAGGUAGAAGUCAGCCAGCAGCGAGGGACACGCAUCUCUGCUUCCUACUCUGACGUCGCGGGGACACAAUGGAGAUAAAUUACCCCACAAACACCAGAAAAUCCAACAGGACGGCAUGGUGCAGUAUAAAGCUGUUCGUCCUGUGUCACGGCUUCCUGCAGCUCUCACAGCUGCUCUACAGCGCCUACUUCAGGAGCACCAUCUCCACUAUCGAGAGGCGCUACGGCCUCAACAGCUUCUCCUCUGGAACCAUUUCCUCUCUCCAUGAGGUCAGCAACUGCAUCCUGAUUGUGUUUGUGAGCUACUUCGGCAGCCGGGUUCACCGUCCUCGCGUCAUUGGCGUCGGCGGACUGCUGAUGGCCGUCAGCGCCAUGCUCCUCACCUUACCUCACUUUCUGUCGCAGCCCUACACACACGACUCGGCUUUGCAGAAGUUCCACGACCUGUGCAUCCCACACAACACCACCACCAGCCCGGAGUCAUGUGGUCGUGAAGAUACCAGGCGCCUAGCUGACACCACGCUGGUGUGGAUACUUAUGGCCAUCGCUCAGCUGCUGUUCGGCGUGGGCUCUGUGCCCAUCCAGCCCUUUGGCAUUUCCUACAUUGACGAUUUUGCAGGAAGUAAAAACUCCCCUCUCUACAUAGCCAUCCUGUUUGCCGUGUCUGUGUUUGGACCGUCCCUCGGCUACCUGCUGGGCUCCGUCAUGCUUCGGUUCUACGUGGACGUGAACAGAAGUGGCUCUGGUGUAGUUACGGGGUUGAGCCCCGUCGACCCCGGCUGGGUGGGGGCUUGGUGGAUGGGUCUGCUUAUCAUCACCGGCUUCCUGACCCUCUCCUCCAUUCCUUACUUUUUCUUCCCCCGUCAAAUGAGCUCUGAAGUAAAUAUGUCGGAGACUGAGACUGACUCAGACGAUAACUUACGGGAGAAGGAUAGGUCUUUGCUUGAGUUCCUUAAAUUGUUUCCUAGAAUGUUCUUCCACCUGAUGUCGAAUCCUCUCUUCCUCUUGCUGGUCCUGGCCCAGUGCUGCUUUUCCUCAGUGAUAGCAGGCCUAGCUAGCUUCCUUAGCAAGUUCCUGGAGAGACAAUAUGGGGCUCCAGUUGCCUACAGCACACUGCUAGUAGGGUCUUUGAAUCUACCAGCUGCAGCGGUGGGGAUGCUGAUCGGUGGCUUCAUCAUGAAGAGGACGGGACUCACGGCGAAGAACAUCCCUCGUUUCUCAGUUAUCAUGCUGACCAUCUCCACCCUCUUCUGCAUCCCUCUCUUCUUCAUGGGCUGCGACACGCAGAAAAUCUCUGGGGUCAAUUACCCAGUUGAACCGCAGGGGUGAGUGCAGAAUGUCCGGCCGGCA
Messenger RNA from Poecilia latipinna (sailfin molly), 1741 nucleotides. RefSeq names its product solute carrier organic anion transporter family member 2A1-like. Lineage: Eukaryota; Metazoa; Chordata; Actinopteri; Cyprinodontiformes; Poeciliidae. Gene Ontology annotation, cellular component: basolateral plasma membrane. Gene Ontology annotation, biological process: sodium-independent organic anion transport; prostaglandin transport; transmembrane transport. The transcript has 9 exons. Bases 461 to 1720 code for a protein of 419 amino acids. The record is from RefSeq and is a predicted model, not a curated record. Gene Ontology annotation, molecular function: prostaglandin transmembrane transporter activity.